UGACGUCAUGCGUUCGGACAGAGCCGUGACCCUGCUGCUCUGGCUAAUGCUAAAGGAUCGUGUCAGCAGAUGUUGCGCAUGAAAUACCAGCUUUUUAUGAACGCACCACAUCUAACGACAGUGUCGUAGUGUCGGGCAGAGGUAAACACGGUGGCAGCAGCAUUUCUCAUCAGCGACUGUCACUCUAAAGCAGCACAUGUUUGUGUUUUAAGUUUACCGCAGCUAGCUGGCUGGCUAGCUAGCUAGCUAACUUCAGCCCCAUUUUUUCCAGCUAAUCAAAAGUGAAAGAGGAACAGGAGUGACACCCUGUGCAGUGUCUGUCCACAUUUAACUCAGUCCAGGUAUCAACUUAAUUUCCCCAUACAAACAUGGUCGCCUCCCGGGUUUAGCAGCAGCUUGACCAGCUUGACCUUCUUCAUCAUGGACUCUUGAAGUCUCCGGGUUUCAGCGACGUAUCAGGUCGCUUGUGGUUGUUUUGGACCAGAGGUCACUGUUCAGCCUACAACCUGUCUGACCUUCUGAGCAAGAGGGAGCGAGCAGAUGGGGAACUGCUGUCACGCUGAGAGUCCCUGUAGCAGUGCGGAGGAAAGAAGCGUCUUACUGCGAAAUGACGCAAAGGCCACGGUGCCCACAGGUGAAGGAGUUAUGGAGGGAACGGUUGGUCCUGAUGGAGAUGAUGACAUGAGGAAAAAUCAAGAUAAGACCGAUAUAAAGAUAGAUGAAAAGGCAGAGGAAGUGAAAGAGAAGCAGAGUCUUGAGAAUGGAGAGAUGGAGCCCAGUAACACUCAGGAGAAUGGACCCUUGGUGAAGGAAGCCAUCAAAACAGCAAAAGCUUCUCCCUGCGAAGGAAACUCCAUAAGAGCACAAGAUGAAGAAAUGACGGACCCUCCAGACAGCAGUGAGAAACCUGGACUUCUGCAAUGCACUUUAGACUCCCUUCAGAAAACAAAUACAGCAACCCAUUGGGAGGGUUUUCCAGAAACAAAUGCAGUGCCAGAAGUAAAUCUAGCUUCUGUGCAGGACAAAAUCCCAAGCGAAAUUUCUGCUGAGUCAGUUUGUCCUGAAAAGCCUUCACAUACAGAGAUGACCUCAGCAACACAGCACAUUACAGUUUGCACCUCUCAAGAUGUUGAAGAAGAAGUGGGCUCCAAUGUAAAGUCUGACAAUGCCACAACCAAGUCGUUAAUGGAGUUUUCUCAAAAUGGUGAAACGUCACUGGUGCCAAACACCGCAGCAGCAGCAGCAGGUCAGGUGGUUCCCAUCGCUGUGGUCAGUGAGAAGAAUAACGAAGAUGCUUCCAGCCAUGCCGUGACGGAGGAUUCAGACACAGGCAGUUGUUCAGUGUGUGAGCAGGCUGGUCCUGAAGUCAUAAAAAGUGAUGAUGUCCCUGAGUCUCCUCCUGCAACAGAGCCCACAGAGAGUCAGAGUCCACGACUUGACCACAAUGGUGAAAGGAGAGAGUCUGCCAACUCUGUCAGGGAGUCAGCGACCACAGCUUUAACAGACGCCAUUGAGAGCAGGAAAAGUAUCAAAAAUGGGUCACCGUCCAGCACAAAGCCCGAUCAGAGAGCAGAACCAGAUCCUGAGGAGUUGGCUACGAGCCUGAAGGAGAUCACUUCCUUGGAAAAUAUCAGGCAAGAUGUUGGAGAGGAAAUGUUACUGAAAAAGCAAGAUGGAGCUGGAGAUGCUCCUAAAGAGGAAGAGAAGGAGGAUGUCAUGGAGGUGGCAGUGGAGGAGAACACUGCCUCAGAGACAGUGGCUCUUGUUGCGAAGGAUGCUGAGACACAGGAGGUCACUUGGAAAGAGGAGCAGCUGGAUGAGAGCACAGCCACUGAUGUGAGGGUUGAAGUGGUUUCUGUUACAGAGAAGGAAGACUCCACUGGAACCCACCUGGAGAACAGUGAAGAAGACUUGUACAGAGCGGCUGAGGAGGUGUCAGUGUCACACAACGACAAACCAGGACCUCAGUGUGUGUUGGAAACUUCACUUUUAAAGGUGGAGGACAGAUGCAGUUUGGCUCCGGCCUUGGAUAUUCUGUCUUACAGCGAGAGAGAGUGGAAGGGAAAUACUGCCAAAAGUGCUCUCAUUAGAAAGGGUUACAGAGAAAUGUCCCAGAGGUUCAGCAGCUUGAGAAGAGUGAGGGGAGACAACUACUGUGCACUCAGAGCCACACUGUUCCAGGUGCUUUCUCACAGCACACAGCUUCCUUCAUGGCUGCAAGAGGAGGACUGUACAAUGCUGCUGGAGCAACUGGAGGCACAGGAAGGUCUGAUAAGUCAGUGGACAUUUCCUGGAGCGUGUCUGCAGGGAGAUGGGACAGGAGACGUCACCCAGCAGCUAAAAAGCUACAUGGAUCUUCUCCGAAUAAAGUGGCGAGCGGCUGUGGACUGCGCCUCAGCCAUGGAGCGGCAGCAGCUGUGUGAGCGAGUGUUUCAGGGGGGAGAGCAGGAGUUUGGGCUGCUGGAGGCGCUCAAGCUGCUGAUGCUGGGCAGAGCGCUGGAGCUGCACGGCUGCAUGCAGGGCGGCGGAGACGUCCCACUCUUCUGCUGGUUGCUGUUUGCACGGGACUCGUCCGACUGCCCGCGCUCCUUCCUGUCCAACCACCUCAGCCAUGUGGGCCUCAGCGCCGGACUGGAGCAGGUGGAGAUGUUCCUGCUGGGCUAUGCCUUACAGUGCACCAUUCAAGUUUACAGACUGUACAAGGCCGACACCGAGGAGUUUGUCACCUACUACCCGGACGACCACAAGGACGACUGGCCGUCGGUGUGUCUCGUCACAGAAGACGACCGUCACUACAACGUACCCGUUGUAGAAGCUGCAGAACUCCGCGAGGAGCUCGACUCGAGCUGAUGCUGCAGCAGAAGAAUCUCCUGACAUACAAACACACAACUCUCCUCAGGUUGAUCCAUAUGAAUAGAUUUACACCGAAUUAAAGGAGUAGUUCAACAUUUAAGGGAAGAUGCUUGCUUGUCCUCGGGCUGGUGAGAAGACGGCACUCUCCAGCGGGAAAUAUGCGGGUCUGAAAAGUUCUCCAGGAAAGGCCUUAGAGGGCAUUAAAAUACCUUCCAGUUGUAACAUGGCUCGACUCUAACGUGGUUAGGGCUGUUUUCCAUUGCUAUAGUAACCGUUUUGACAUGGAAAGAGUCGUCAUAGCUCAGCUGCACGAAACUGUCGUGACGUCAUUUUAUACACAACACAAACUAGCGAAGAUUAAAGCGGUUGUUUUCGGUGUUACUGAAUCAUUAGAAUCAGUUUAUUAAUUAGUUCAGUGAUCCCUGCAUGACCCGGCGCACGGACUCCGUCUGACACAGUCGCUGAACUGAAAUACGGGAAUGAACAGGCUUUUGGCAGUGCUGUUGCUAAAUACACCAGACUCCUGUUAAAUAUUGACAUUUCCUUUGCUAAAUGUUGGAGAUUAACACUGAUCUACAGUAUUGUUUGGUUUGAUUUACCUGUGAAGCCACACUCCAAAACGUUGCACUGAGCCGAGUUGUGCUGAACUGUAGUGGAAAAGUGCCAUAUGUAGCCUUUAAUUAGCAUUUUUUACAAUAAUUGUGGGCUAUUGUAAAAACACGAUGGUCUAAAAGAGCUGAGUCAUAUCCUGAUAUACAAUAUAAAAGGCUGAGGUUCUGAGGUAAUGAAACAACAACAACUCAUACAAUCAUACAAGUGAAUUUGGAAAAAGUUUGGGAUAAAAUAAUUCCACCUACAUUUUGUACUUACAAUGGAGUAAGUGUGAGUUAGCACAAUAUUCAAAGUUGUGUUUUUCGCACAGCUGUGGUCACUGGAACUUCACUUCACUCACAUUACUUGUUCAAAGAUACACAUCCGGCAACUUCUCACCUCGGGCCGUUGGUCGAGCUAACAGCGUUCAUGGCCAAGUGCGAUCAAACGCCUCCAGUGGAUUGUGUCAAUCUUCACAAUCUACCUUCUCGUACUGGGACGUUAAACCGUCCUCCAUUUCAGAUACAACGCCAGGACGUUUGAAGAAUCUCUGUUAAAGGGCUGUGAAAAGAUUGCAUCGUACAGAUACUUCAUCUCGAGCAACUGAAUCAAACUUUAGUGUAUUUGCAGCGUAGAUUUUGCGUCGUCCAGCAUGACUGACGAGGAGUUUGCGUCCACUCGCUUCUCUACUGUGAUCAUGAGUUCAAUUAAAAUGACUGAAGGCUGACUUUCUUGCCUUAAGACCGAACUGAGCUUGGAGUCUGUAACCUAAUCCGUGUGUUAAACUAAGCUGACAGGCUGCCGACAGUAUGUUCAUAUCAUUCAGACACGAGAGCGCGAUCGAUAUCUUCUACCUCUGUGAGAAAGCAAACAAGCAUAUUUCCCCCCCAAAAAUGUUGUCGUCAUUCUUUUAAAAGAAAUAUAAGCUGAUUCCGAGACCCUGUACAAGUUGUGGUUUACACACGUUUUGUACACACUGUACUGUAUAAAGAGUUUUCUAUUUAUACACAUGUACAUACAGUAAAUGUACAGUGAAUGCAUCUAAUAGUGUGGGGGUCAUUUCCAUUGAGUAGAAAUCAUUUCUAUGGUGUCAUUUUAUGGAGAAGAAGCGCAGGCUUUUUAGGUUUUACACUUUUCUUUUCUAAAAUACUGAACUAAAACAGUCACGCAGCCAUCACUGAUGAAAUCAUUAGAUGUCUGGUGUUUACACUGGAAUUUUGGCACUUUUUUUAUAUGUUAUUUAUUUGUUUUCUUUAUGCCCCCCCCAAAAAAAAGUGUGGCCAUCAUCAGUGAAAUGGCUGAAUUUGUCUGUAGUCAUUUAUCAGGUUCGCACAGCGAUCAGAGGAGUUGUACGAUUAAUCCCUGUCUCUGUGUCAGAGGUGUGAUUCGUGUGAGUGUGUGUGUGUGUGUGUGUCAAACUCAGUGUAACAUGUUGCCUUUAACCAAGCUGUUGUGAACAGAGAGCGAGAGAGAAGAGAAAAAUCAAUGUGCCAAUGUUGCUGCAAAUACUGGCAACAGUUCCAACCACCAGCCACUGGAUUUAGAAAUAAAGGCUCUCUUGGUCCUCCAUGUUGCCUUAGAAAUACUGCACAAUAAGGAAGAAUGUAGGUCUGUAGAGAUAAUAGACUGUGUCCUUGCCCAGAUUUCAGAGCAGGUGAAGGUGACGAGUCGUUGAUUGUGCCAUUUGCAGGAAUGUCCUUGCACUGUCAGAUUUUCUGACGGCAUUUAAAUAAAAUGGAAUUACAAUUUUU
Messenger RNA from Solea solea (common sole), 5195 nucleotides. RefSeq lists its product as uncharacterized. Gene Ontology annotation, cellular component: cytoplasm. The record is from RefSeq and is a predicted model, not a curated record. The coding region runs from base 541 to 2850 and encodes 769 amino acids. Gene Ontology annotation, biological process: protein linear deubiquitination. Gene Ontology annotation, molecular function: cysteine-type deubiquitinase activity. The transcript is spliced from 11 exons. NCBI's taxonomy places the organism in Eukaryota, Metazoa, Chordata, Actinopteri, Pleuronectiformes, Soleidae.